Messenger RNA from Cylicostephanus goldi, 317 nucleotides. The record is from the annotation of a GenBank genome assembly. Lineage: Eukaryota; Metazoa; Nematoda; Chromadorea; Rhabditida; Strongylidae.
AUGUUGCAAGCAACGAUUACUAGUACCCUUCCAAACAAGCUGACCUGCGCUCAAGUUCCUAUCGGUGAUUGGAGCAUUGUUUCUUAUGACAGGAAUCGGAGCGAACCCUCAGCACGAUUAGCUGUGGUGCCGAAAUCCCCUACAGCUGUGCACUUCGAUGUGGAAUCGAAAGCGUUAGGUGGUGGAAAAUUUCGAGACCUGGUGAAAUUUAAUCCGACUAAACCGGGGCCAAAUCUGUUGGAUGUCUACUAUGGUGGGGAUAAAGUGGAUGAGAUCUACUAUGAGGUAGGACUUGAAGCUUUCAAUAUAUGUUGAUG